UCAGGAAAUUGUUUGUAAGUGCAUGAUCACGUAUAAUGGCUUCUACAAGUGUGUUUGCAAAUGGCCAAAUGAAGAAGCCCCUUUUCUCUUUUGGGGUUAUAUCUGAUGUCCAGUACGCUGACAUUCCAGAUGGCCACUCAUUCCUUGGCAUACCAAGGUACUAUCGGCAUAGCCUUCUGGUUCUGCAAAGGGCUGUUGAUAAAUGGAACAACCACAAGGAACUCAAAUUCUCUGUGAACUUCGGUGACAUAGUUGAUGGAUUCUGUCCCAAGGAGAAAUCACUAGAAACAAUGCAAACUGUCAUCAAGGAAUUCGAGAAAUUCAAUGGCCCUGUAUACCACAUGAUUGGCAACCAUUGCCUCUACAAUCUCCCAAGGUCUAAAUUAGUGCCACUGCUGAAGAUGCCGGCUAACCAUGGUUGUGCAUAUUUUGAUUUUUCCCCAUACCCUGGGUACCGAUUUGUUGUGUUAGAUGCCUAUGACAUUAGUGCCAUAGGUUGGCCAAAGGAUCACCCCAAAACUAUGGCAGCCAUGAAAUUUUUGCAGGAAAAGAAUCCGAAUGCUGACAAGAAUAGUCCAAGUGGCCUGUCCGGUCUUGAAAAGAGAUUUGUAAUGUUCAAUGGGGCUGUUGGAAAGGAACAGUUGACGUGGCUUGACAACAUUCUUCAGGAUUCCACCAGACAACAGCAGAAUGUGAUUAUAUGUUGUCAUCUUCCUCUGGAUCCUAAUGCAGCUGCAGCUGAGUCACUCUGCUGGAAUUAUGAUGAGGUAAUGGAAGUAAUUCACAGAUACAAAUGUGUCAAGGCAUGCUUGGCUGGGCAUGACCAUAGAGGUGGGCACUCUCUUGAUUCCCACGGGAUACAUCACCAUGUCUUUGAAGCUGCUCUAGAGUGCCCUCCGAACACAAAUGCAUUUGGUUAUAUUGAUGUCUAUCAUGGGAAGAUAACACUCUUCGGCAUUGACAGGAUGGUGACGGUGGAGAUGCUGUUCAAUUAAUUCAUGACCCACUAUAAGAUGUUACUUCGUAUUUGGUGUAUCCUGUUUCUUUGUGCUGGCUGUAUAUUGACCACAUGCAUUGACAACCUAUUUCCAGUUGAUAACUGGUUAUAUGCUGUGCAGGAGGAACUUAUGACUAUUGUAUUCGAUGAAAA
Dioscorea cayenensis subsp. rotundata (Guinea yam) is the source of this 1150-nucleotide messenger RNA. Its product is annotated as manganese-dependent ADP-ribose/CDP-alcohol diphosphatase-like. The record is from RefSeq and is a predicted model, not a curated record. The transcript has a single exon. Gene Ontology annotation, molecular function: CDP-glycerol diphosphatase activity; manganese ion binding; ADP-ribose diphosphatase activity. Lineage: Eukaryota; Viridiplantae; Streptophyta; Magnoliopsida; Dioscoreales; Dioscoreaceae. Bases 36 to 995 code for a protein of 319 amino acids.